Messenger RNA from Pantherophis guttatus, 3550 nucleotides. Lineage: Eukaryota; Metazoa; Chordata; Lepidosauria; Squamata; Colubridae. The record is from RefSeq and is a predicted model, not a curated record.
AUCAGCUGUUUCAUGUUUUGGCUAUGCACAUGAGACUCUACAGCAUUGAUUCCGCUUACAAUCCAUGGAAGAAACUGACACGAUUGAUAGAGAAUGAAGAAUUGGAGAUGUCCAGCGAGGAUCAGCCAGAAGUUCCAGUGCUUUAUAAGGAUGUCCCAUCUCUUUUGCUCAUCCAGAUCUUAACCAUGCCUCAGCCACUGCGCAAAGAACACUUUGUCUGUAUCAUAAAAGUGCUUUUCACAUUGUUGUACAUACAAGCUCUAGUUGCACUUUCUGUGAAAUGCAGCCCUGAGGACAAGAUGGCUUGGAUGAAUUCAGAAGCUCUGAAAAAGAACGUGAUCAAUGCAAAAAAGUCUUGUCAGGUGUUACUCAGCCAUGUGAUCAGUGAACUUUUCAAAGGGAAGGUUUAUGAACAAGAACAAGAGGAAACUGAAGAUAUGGAUAGCUCCAGUGCUUGGUGCUCACACUCCAUAGAGACUUACUUGCAGCAAUUCUGCCUGCCUUUCCUCAGGAUAACCAGUCUUCUUCAGCAUCACCUCUUUGGAGGGGAGCUACCCAGCUGCCAGGAAGAUGAAGAAUUUACUGUUCUUGCCAAUUGCCUGGGUUUGCUACCAUCUUCUUUUCAAUCGUCGGAGUUUCCUAGUGCCUCUUGCCUUGACUGGCCUGUGUCAGCCUUUGGCAUUAUAUCCCAGUGGUGUUCAGAACUGGUCUCAUUUGCUAACAAGCAUCCAACCCAAGUCAAGGUCUUACUUUUACAAAAACCUACCUGGGACUUACCACACCUCCUGCAAUUGCCUGAAAAUUAUAAUACUGUUUUUCAGUACUAUCACAGAAAGAGUUGUUUCAUCUGUUCCAAAGUUCCCAAAGAUCCUGCAGUUUGUUUAGUUUGUGGUGCUUUUGUGUGUUUGAAAGGACUGUGCUGCAAACGGCAGAGCUUCUGUGAAUGUGUCUUGCACUCGCAAAAUUGUGGAGCUGGAACGGGUAUCUUUCUUUUGAUCAAUGCAUCUGUAAUCAUCAUAAUUCGUGGUCAUCGGUUUUGCCUUUGGGGCUCUGUUUACCUGGAUGCUCAUGGUGAAGAGGACAGAGAUCUCAGGCGUGGCAAACCACUCUAUAUAUGUAAGGAAAGAUACAAAAUGCUGGAACAGCAGUGGGUAUCACAUACUUUUGAUCACAUCAAUAAACGAUGGGGGCCACAUUACAAUGGUUUAUAGGUUGCUAACCGUUGUGCUGUCACAUCCCCUUUAUUACAUUUGCCCCUUGAUUAGCUUUUGCUUUAAGGGAACGGGAACCCAGUCUUUUUCUUCUCUGGGAAAGCAUGAAGCCAGGUCAUGAAACGAAGCCCUAUAUUAAUUGGGUGCUGGUAAUUUAAAAACACAAAAUAAUUAGUUCUCCUGAUUUGAUAUGGAAUCUAAAUUAAUUUUAUAGUUGUUGCUUUCUAAUCCACUAAUAAACAAGCACAAAUUGUACUUUAAAAACGCCACCAAAUGGCCAUUGAGUGUUUUAUUUUUCCCUGAUUGGGGUGGUUUGAUUGUGCUGAUGAACUGUAUAUCUGUAGACACCUGCUAAACAUGUGGCUCCUUUUUUUCUUUCUCUUUGUGUUUUAAGAUUUUGCUCAAUAUGCAUUUGUAAGUAUGUAAGAGUUGUAACACUUUCAAUUUGUGGAAUUGUAUAGAAAUGUCUAAAAGAUUUUUAGAAAAUAUUUCGCUUAUUGCCCGAGAGCUAUUAAAAUAGUUUCAGGCAUUGCUGAAAACCUUAUUCAUUCUCAGGAAUUUCAUAGAUAUACUCCAGAGAUUAGUGAAAUAGCUGUAAAAUAAGUAGUUUACCACUCUGAAUAUAAUACAACGUGUACACAAUGUUGUGUCUGACAUUUCAGUUAAUUUAAUUACAAAGAAAUCCCAAGACAUCUAUACAACUGCCUGUGUACAUGCAACAAAUGGUCCAUGUGGUCAGACACUGGCCCAACCAAGCAUGACCUUUGUCUCAUUUCCAUUAGCUGACUUUUUCGGGUUGGUAGGAUAGGUUGUGGUGCAGGAGAAGGCUUCAUGAGUAUUUUGCCAGUGGGCUGUUAUUAGGAAACUUAAUUGAGUUCCAAGCAGCUUGGGGUAAGGCACUGAGUUGCAAGAUGGCCGUGCUCAAAUGGUUCCUAUCUCUCACCAUUCCCCCUUUGCAUCUCAAAUGAAGGAUGCUUUGAUCUAGAAAGCAGUGGGGCAGUCAAGGCUUCAGAGCAAGGCCAUGUUUGGCAGAGUCAGCCCCCCCCCCUUUCAUUCACCCUCCUAGCCUUUGACUCCCAGAUUACACAGAGGAGUCAGUGUUGCACAAAUUGAUUUAAACACAGUUUGAGAGGAUAUGAGCAGGCCGUUGUGUUGUAGAAAUUAAGACCAGGGCAUUUUGGUUUGGAGGAAUUUGAAAUCAGCCACAAUGGGCAUCCUUGCCAAAAAUGAAACACACAGGCAGGCAGUACUUUUCAGUGCUGAUGUUUCGCUGCCAAAAUGCUUUUCUUCUUUCUUGCAGAGUUGACAAUUUCAAACAAUGCUGUCAGGCUUUUGUGACAUUUACAUAUUUUAAACAUAAUUUUUUCCUGGGAAAAAAAAGCCUUUACCUGGAAACUAUUUUUUAAGAAGUGUUCUUCAUUACAAAGCCUUGCAUUUGAUUGAAAGCUGCUUUCUCUUCAGCUAUAGAAAAGCACAUGGGCCAGGCUGUGGGAUUAUUUGUAUAAGGAUCUUCAAAGCCCUUUCGGUUUUUAGAAAAAUAUAGCACUUGGCAAUAUAUUUUAUCGAAAAUUGUGUAGACAAAGACAUGAACGCAAAUAUUGGGAGUAUUUCUAAAAGUCUGCAUAUUGUUCCAUCAUUACUGGAAUUUUUUUUUUUUUUUUGUCUAAAACAUGACUUCAUUUGUCAAUACAUCAGAAGUUCUCCUGGUCCUCCUCUCUUCUUUUUGCAUUGCUUACCAAUGAGAACCAAGCCAUUUUAUGAGGAUAAGACGAAAUAUCCUGGGCAUCUCAUGGCAUAACACAAUGACAGGGCUUCUCCUCUGUAUAGUUUGAAUCUUCACAAGAGAUAAUGUUUUCAGAAAAUGACUAAAACGUGUUAUUUAAAAUGGAAUGUUUUCGAUUGUGUAUAUGGCUGUGAAGUAAAAUUAUUCGCCUUAACUUUAAAACCUUGGUAUUUCACAAUGUUCAUUUUGAUACUAGUGCAUUAAGUCACUGGUCAUUUUAAAGACAAAAGACAAGACACGUGUUUGGAAUUCCUACUUGAAAUAUGCCUGCAUGCUGCUGAAACAGAAGUUGGAUUCCUCCCGUAACUUCUUAAAAAUCUGCUUUAUUAAACUUCCUUGGAGAGCAUAACAGGGCCACGCUAGAACGGCGUGUGUGUGCUGCUGCUUCUGCUGCUGCUGCUGCUGCUGCUAUUAUUCCUCCAGCGUCCUGGUGAGAUAACUUGUAUGAAUGGAAAUCUAAGUACAGUACAUUACUGUAGAAACAGAAUCGACAUGUAAAACUAAAACUAUCAUAAUCAAUAUUGUAAAAUAUGUUAAUAAAAGUCUACUGUCAUUA